Messenger RNA from Myripristis murdjan (pinecone soldierfish), 4504 nucleotides. RefSeq names its product RAB guanine nucleotide exchange factor (GEF) 1, like (gene rabgef1l). The record is from RefSeq and is a predicted model, not a curated record. Lineage: Eukaryota; Metazoa; Chordata; Actinopteri; Holocentriformes; Holocentridae. The transcript has 9 exons. Gene Ontology annotation, cellular component: cytosol; endocytic vesicle. Gene Ontology annotation, biological process: vesicle-mediated transport. Gene Ontology annotation, molecular function: zinc ion binding; small GTPase binding; DNA binding. The coding region runs from base 161 to 1687 and encodes 508 amino acids.
GUACUGGAAGAAGAACAACACAGGAAAAACAAAAUGGCUGUGAAACGAAGCUAACAUAAACAUCAAGCACGGACACUGAAGCUGGAGCGAAGAUAACAUUACCCGACGGCCCGUUGACGUUGCGAAUGAGAUUCAGUAUUCCUACCUUGAGAGAGGGACGAUGAGCCACCGGUUGGAGCGCCGUGGCAUCCAUCUGGACCAGUCUGAACUGCUGUGCAAGAAAGGCUGUGGUUUUUAUGGCAACACAGCCUGGAAGGGCUUGUGCUCAAAAUGCUGGCGAGAGGAAAAUCAGCGAGACCGACAGAAACAGAUACAAGAAGACUGGGCACUUGCAGAGAGGCUGCAGAGAGAGGAAGAAGAAGCGUAUGCAAGCAGACACCAGAAGGCACAGCCACAACCCACCGCUACACCCUUGAGCAAGUUUGAGGACAGAAAAAACAAGGAGAAGUCCAGCAAAGUCAAUACAGUCACAAAGUUUUUUUCUCCUUCCACAAAGACACCACCCAAAAGAGAUUCUGGUCCCUUUGAGAGUCAGUCCACUCCCAGUCCUAGCUCCAGCUCCUCAGCGAACCGGCCCACUGUGGACACCGACCGUGCCACACGAGAGUUCAUUGACUUUCUCAAACCUCUGAAGCAUGGCAGGGAGAUCUUCAAACAGUGCCGCGCCUUCACGGAGAGCAUGGCCUACAAGAAGGACCAAGGUCCUGAUGAGCUGUCAGAAUGUGCCCAGGACUUUUACCAGAGCCUCUCAGAGCGCCUCCAGACCCAAUUCAAAGGUUCGAUGGACCGUGUAGAGUGUGUUAUGGAUGAAGUAGAGAAAUACAUGAUGACUCGUCUCUAUGAGGAAGUCUUUUGUCCCGAGACCACAGAUGAUGAGAAGAAAGACCUGGCCAUUCAAAAGAGAAUCAGGGCCUUACACUGGGUCACCAUUGAGAUGUUGUGCGUUCCUGUGGAUGAGGAGAUCCCUGAGGUUUCUGAUAGUGUUGUCAAAGCCAUCACAGAUGUGAUUGAGAUGGACUCAAAGCGUGUGCCCAAAGACAAGUUGGCAUGCAUCACACGCUGCAGCAAACACAUCUUCAAUGCCAUCAAGGCCACCAAGAGAGAGGCGGCAUCUGCGGACGACUUCCUCCCCACACUCAUCUACAUUGUGCUGAAGGCAAACCCUCCACGACUGCAGUCCAAUAUCCAGUACAUCACUCGCUUCUGCAACCCCAGCAGGCUCAUGACUGGAGAGGAUGGAUACUACUUCACUAACCUGUGCUGCGCGGUGGCCUUCAUAGAGAAGCUUGAUGCCCAGUCUCUGAACCUGAGCUCCGAAGACUUUGAGCUCUACAUGUCCGGCCAGGCGUCCCCCCAGAGGUCCCAGGCCUCCGGAGCUUCCUCGUCCUCCUCGGGCAGUGCAGCCCUCAACCAGGUCCACAAACGGCUGGACCUGCUCACAGGCCUGGGGGUGCGGCAGGAGCGGGUCAUGGAGGAAGCUCGCCAGCUGGAGAGCGACCUGAUCGACUGGACGGACGGAGUGGAACACAAGGUGCAGGAUGUUCUGCAGAGAUUUCCACUGGAGACACAAACCUCCUCCACGGCCGCGGCUACUGGGACGCCUGCAGCAGCGUCAGCAAUUGACUCUGAUAAUGUUGAAAAUGACCUUCUGCCACCGCCACUCCAACCACAGGUGUUUGCUGGGUGAUAUGAAGAUCUUAGACCUAAAACCCUCUGGAUGCUUUACUCCUCCUCUCCCUUUCCCCUGUUGUUCAAGCUUCCUGUCCAUAUGCACAUACAGCAGCCCUCUGACAUGGGUCUCAGUUCCACUCCAGACAUUUGUGUUGGUCACACAGUGUGGCAUCUUGAGUACCUCAGUCCUUAUUCUCCUUUGUCGUUGCUCUCUCAUUUAUACUGUUGGUAUAAAUGUCAGGAUGCAAUUUUAAACAUAUUUGUGUCAUUUAGGACUUAUCAAGUAUUUAAUAUAGAAAAUUGCGCACACGUGAGGGGCAGACUUGCAGAGCAAAGUUCAUGAAAGAACAAAUGGGCAACUCACUCAGCCCUCCAUUUUUUUAAUUAGUCAACACCAAAUGUUUCCGACUGCUGUCUCCAGCAGGGUGCUGCACAGGGUUGAUUGAUUCACCUUUCCUUAAAUACACAGGUUAAUUAGUCAUAUGAUUUACACAGACAGUGUUCAGUGAUUUGGCUUGGUUCUCUACAAAAUCUACAAAAUAGAUAUAAGAUAUUAUAUAAUUCAAAGCACCACAGUUUAAAAAUCAUAUAAAAUGCUGUUUUAAAAAUACAGUUUCCAUACACAUCUUCCCAUUUGGUUUAAUAUAAACACACAGUUUCAUUUUUAAUGAAGAAAAAGAUCGCAAAAAAUCUCAAAAUACUCACUAAAAACAUUAUUUCAAAUGUCACAGGGCUAAAUGUGAAUUGCAAAAUGCCCUACUUUUAAGAAGCAUCUCCUCCAAGAAGUCUAAUAACCCUACAUUUUUGAGGAAAUGUGAGUCAACCCUGUUUAGGGCAGUAGUGAAAAAUGCUUGGUAUCGACUGAUUUAAAAAAAAAAAAAAAAAAAAAAAAAAUGAAGGAGAAGAGUUUAGCAACUUGUCCAUUUUUUUUCUAUUCUAGGACUUUUCAGCAACGUAAGAUACAUUUUGGGUGAAGGAGAUGAAGCAACCUGAAUUCUUGUAAACCUUGAGGAAAUAACCCUACAGUUCAUGCUAGUGAUUUGAACUCUAGUAACUAUUCCACUGUCCUACAUAGUGUGGGAAAUUUCAGUAGUGCAACAGAAUGUGUGUGUGUUUGUGUGCGUGUGUGUGUGUGUGUUUGGUUGUUUUGGGUGCAGGUCAUGAUAAUUGCGUUUGUAUGUGCAUGUGGGAUAACUUGCAUGGACAUGUCCAUUUGUUAAUUUUAUUACAGCAGAGAGUAGGGCUGCCCCCUGAAUCACCAGUCAUAAACCCGAAGAGUCUUGUUUUGUUUUUUAGGUAGUUAUGGAGCACUGACGGUAAAACAAGACGCAUUCCCUUAAAAAUGCACUGGAAAUGUACUGCAAUUGGAAACGGAAAAUUAUUAGGUUUUAUAUCCUUUAGAACUGGUAGAUGCACCAUUAAUUGAAUAAAAUGGAGAAAGGCAGAGGACAGUACCGAAGCAACUCUGCCCAUAAUCAACAUGACAAUAUUUUACAUGCAAGUGCGUAAAAUCGAGACAGUACCUACAGUACCAAACAAAAGCCCACUGAGCUGGUGGAGGGCAAAUGAGGACCUCUGUCCAGUGCUGGUGAAAGCAGCCUCAUGGCACACUCCAUCAGAGGGUGAUGUGGGAGGGGGGCAAAGAUUCGUCGAAGUCAGUUCAUAUCGAAAGGCCGACUCUGGAAAUAUUUAAGUUGGGUACAGCCCUGCACUUGUGUGUAAAUACUGUAGCCUCUCUUCCUGCCAGACUUGUCACUCCAGUCAUAAGCUGUAUGUACAGAGGUGAUUUUAUUUUUCUAUGGAGUGUCAGGUAUGAAUUCUUCUGGAUGCAGUAGGAGACAUUAUUCUGUAAUAUUUACAGUACUGUUUAUGUCAAAGAACAUUGUAUGCAGAACAUAGAUGUCUUAAAGACACGUUACAUUAAUUCAGACGAUUCGAUAAUAAUUGGUUGAAAUCUCAUUUUCGGUGUUUUUAUUUAUCAGGAGCAUGUCAUAGGUCCACCACAUAAUCUAUUUACAGAAGAAUUAUCAUUUUGCUUUUUGCUUUGUCAGGUGUGUUGGGUGAGUGGGUUAGAAGACAAAGAUAAUGCUGUUCUCCUUAAUCUCUGGAUAUGAAAUCAUUCCUAAAGUCUACUGCUGAAUCAGUGCAAAAGAAUCAGUAUUACCCGUUUGAUUUAAACUAAUUUAAGUGCAGCACUUUUCUUUAGCUUGAUUUAAGUGAUCUUAAUGCAGAUGUGUAUUUAAUGAAGGAAAAAUGUGCCGUCACUAAAGCAGUGAUAAUGUUGAGUAGGUUGCAAACUAUGGAAAUCUUUGGUGAAAACAGUGUUGUGGAUUGUCACCAAUAGAGACCGUUUUCAGCUGUGUCUGUGUCUUGGGCAAUCCUCUUGUAAACAUGUUUGGAAGUGACACGUUUGGAAGUUUGGUAUUUCUGAGAAAUGGGUGAUGGGCACAUGUCUUGUGUUUUUUUUUUUUUCCUCCAUACUUUUGAACUAAAGUUUUGUUGUUGCUAAACACUAGACGUUGAUCUUUUUCAUUUACAUUUGCAACAUUUGAGUCGGUAUACAUCUGCUGUUUUUGUUUUUCAAAAGGCUUUUGAUUACAAGUUUGAACAAUAAUAGAUUGAAUAACUGCAUAUUUCAUUGUAUGCAGAAUACAUUUAUCAGGUAUCUUGGAAGUAAAAGAAACAUCUUUGUAACCUUAUAGGUUGGUUAUUGUAUCACAAGGGAGUAAGUAACUCAAUGCUGUCUUUUAUUUAAAUGUAACUUAUUGGGGCAGUGUUGUUUUAUUAGCAUCCAUGGGCUUGUGUUGAUAAAUAAUUAAAAACUCAAAACACA